AUGGAGCUGCUGAAAGCAAAGCAUUCUGGGAUACCUCCGACGCUGAGAGACGACCGACUCAGUGACGAGAAAGCUUUUGGAGGGAUCUCCCAGCGACUGGACCUCCGUGCGCGGCUGCAGUGCAAGAGCUUCUCGUGGUAUUUGAAGAACGUUUAUCCAGAAGUCUUCAUGCCUGAUCUCAACCCACUCCGCUUUGGCUCAGUGAAAAAUGUCGGCAAGGACUCCUGUCUGGAUGUUGGAGAGAACAAUGAGGGUGGGAAACAGCUGAUCAUGUACCCGUGUCACGGACUAGGAGGAAACCAGUAUUUUGAGUUCUCCACACGUCAUGAGAUUAGGCACAACAUUCAAAAGGAGCUGUGUUUGCACGGGGCCGAGGGGACUGUGAAGCUGGAGGACUGCCAGUACAAAGGCGGAAAAACAUUAUUGGGAGCAGAGCAAAAAUGGGAACUAAAGGAUAACCAGUUAUUCUACAUGCCAGGAGGGAGCAUGUGUCUGAGUGCCCGUCACGAGCAUCCCUCUCUGGCCCUCUGCAACCCAUCGGACAGAUACCAGCUCUGGACCUUCGUCUGAGUGAACUACCACUUUCGAAUUAUCCCUGGAUUCAUAGACGUACUAGGACAUGAGUAUACUAUACUGUAUGCGGUUAACAUGCAGUUUUUAUUAGAUUAAUGGCAAUGAGUUUAAUUUAUUUUUAUACAUAGAAGAACUGAACUGCUGCAGCUGGGAGGUUUGAACUUUGGCAGAAACCACUGUGUGCCACUGCUGGAAAGAAGCAUUGAAAUGCUUCCAAUCAGACUGUGAACGGAGAUGCUUGAAAGAAGGAAGAUGUGCUGUGCUGACAAGUGCCUUCUUUGGGUUUAGGAUGUAUUCACUACUCCAAGUCUUUGUAACGAACACAUGCAUUAUGAGGUAUUUAAGGCCAACGAGUUAGGGUUAGGGUUAGCAACAUGAAUCUAAAAAGUAUCUUUACAAAAAUACAGUAAAUGAUGUGUAUUAUAAACGAGGAGUUCAAGUUGGACAAACAAAAAUCCCAUCAUGUUUUGCACCAAAGAGAUUGGAAGCAAAAACCUGAGAAUCACAAAAGUGCAUUGUUGCCUUUUUAACUUGCAAAACCUCUUAUUUGCGACCAUCCAGUGCCUUAAAUGUAACUCUAUACUGUGAGUGGAGGGGUGGAGGGAUGGAGGGAUGGGUGGUGGUGUGGGGACAGGGGCUGUUGUGCAGAAUGAUGUUUUGGGGGUUAUAAGAACAGAAACUUUUGCCAGAUGAAGAUUUUAUAGUUUCUCUACACUUAGUUUCACUCAAAUUACGCUAAAACAAAUACAACUUGUAAUGAAUCCUCCCUUCACUAAGUUUAUAAAAGGGUCCUAGUAAAUCUUAAUUGGAGACCGGAUUCAUUUUAGCUAAGUGUACCUGGAAAAACUGGCAUCCAUGUGUAGAGACAUAAAGAAUGAAGAACGAUCACGUGAAUGGACCUUUUUAAGAAAAAGUCAGCUGACCCUUGAACAUGAAUAUUGUGUUAAUUUGCCCCAUAACUAAAGUGAAAUUGACGUCAUUAUUGGUGAUUGAAGUCUAUUUCUGUUUGACCUGCAUCAAUGCUUUAUUAACUAUAUGCUAAUGAAGAAGAAUAAUAUCCCCCUAUUUAAUUGUGGCUGGUUUACCUGUAUUCUUUAAAAAAACAUACUUUGGUGUUACAAAAAAAUGAUUUUCAUGUGAAAGGAAUACACCAAAGGAUUUCCGUUGGUUGAUGAAAUGUCUGAAACUCUCCCUCUUCAUCUACAUUUGAGUCCAAUAAUGAAUUUCUGGUGCAGGCACUAGUGUUUAGAUGGCUUUGGAAUAUUGUAAAUAACUAUUAGAGACUGAGUGAAAAACAGAUUGAAUGUGUGUGUUUCCCUUGUAUGGAAACAGUCUAUUGUUUGCCCUGGUAUUAAGUGCUCUUAUUUUUAGGUCAAUAAAUUCAUUUGGUUAG
Molecule: messenger RNA, 1966 nt
Organism: Notothenia coriiceps (black rockcod)
Lineage: Eukaryota; Metazoa; Chordata; Actinopteri; Perciformes; Nototheniidae
Product: polypeptide N-acetylgalactosaminyltransferase 3
Exons: 5
Coding region: 1-570 (189 amino acids)
Biological process (GO): protein O-linked glycosylation
Cellular component (GO): Golgi apparatus
Molecular function (GO): polypeptide N-acetylgalactosaminyltransferase activity
Source: RefSeq, a predicted model, not a curated record